Molecule: messenger RNA, 1861 nt
Organism: Eremomyces bilateralis CBS 781.70
Lineage: Eukaryota; Fungi; Ascomycota; Dothideomycetes; Eremomycetales; Eremomycetaceae
Exons: 1
Coding region: 216-1688 (490 amino acids)
Source: RefSeq, a predicted model, not a curated record
CAGCCUUAAAGGACGCCCCUAAUGACCUCCACCAUCAGGCUCCGCCAACUGAGAUAGUGUGUCCUGAGAAUUCCUAAGAAACAUUCAGUAUGAGGGUAUUUAUUAUUCUAGAAUUGCUCACGCUGGCCACUGGUGGUAGCCGUAUCUCAGCUUCUUGACAGCGUGACUCCUUUGGCUGCGAACGCACGAUUUGGAAAUCGUCGUGCGAAUUCGGAAUGGCUUCUCAUGGCUUGCCAGUUGCAGGAGCGAGCGCCGUUCGACUUGGUUUCUGGUUCAAUCACGACCACGAUGGCUGGUCUGGGGCAACAAUAACGCUGCGCAGUCGGGAUUCCGUAGUGGUGAUGGCUGUUCUGGCGACCGUCGUGGGCUUGACCGCGAACCGGAGCUGGGCCAUCUGCCGUUUCUUCCUUCAUCGAUUUGCUCGGCCGAUGGAGUCGGACACAACAAUCAAAGCCCGUUUGGGAAAACAAGAGCAGGUCAUUUUACGGAACUCGGAGACCGCUGGAAGCGCCUUGCUAGGCAUCCUUCGCCUGGUAUGGGCACAGAGAAAGAUGUCGGAACACAUUCACAGGAUCCCUUGGAAACCCAUCGUUUUGAGUGCCGUUAUGCUCGCUCAUUUCGCUGCAUUCAUCGCUGCCGGAGUGUUGACUUCACAAGUCUUUAGUGCCAGAAGGACGGUGAUCUCCAAGAACACAGCCACUUGCGGCCAAUGGCAGCAUAUAGCCGUCGAAAACGAUUCGCCUGACCUUCCCUCACUGCUUGCCAACGCUUACGAAGUCCAGUUCACCAAGAGUGAAGAGGCCCACAACUACGUGCGCAACUGCUACAGCCAAGGAUCGUCGCGAGGCAUCCUCGACUGCGGCAAACUGGCUACCCGAUCGAUACCAUUUACGGUGAAGCACGAUGCCGAUUGCCCAUUUCAAGCUGGGGCCUGUUUGAAUGGGCCGAACUCCGCAGUUGUGUUUGACUCUGGCAACAUAUCCCUUCAAGAUCUAGGUAUCAACUUCAGACAGGCAAAAGAAUUAUUUGUUCGUCGGAAGAGUACGUGUGCUCCAAUGUCCGACGAACCCUUCCUAGGAAGAGUUUAUACAAACCAGGAUCAAGGAUACGAGCACUUGGGUUCGCAAGCAACUGUCAGAGAAUAUGAAUUCUAUAAUAGUUCAGAGCCCGGUGAUGGUGGCAAAUAUAUUUUUCAACCCGAACGUUCCAGUUACGGCUACGAUCUCCAUUCUUUUUACACACCGACCUCACCUAAAUACGCUUGGAAACCACCGUUCUUCUCUCACACCAACGAUAGCGAUACAAGCCUAACAUUGUUAAGAGGCUCUGGGGUUCAAUUCAUGCAUCCGUCCGAUGAUCCGGUUUUCGCCGCCCAUGAGGUUGCUGAGGUUAGCAAAAGUUCUGGCGGGAUCCCACCUGAUUACACGGCAUAUAAGAUGGACCAUUUUCUGAACAUCAUCGCAUGCCACGAAACCGCCCAGUUCUGCAGCUCCAUCACCGGACAAUGCAGUCCCUGGGCUGGUCUCAACACGAAGCGAAGGAUGCAAAACAUAUUAGGGGAGCUCUUGUUGGAAGGCAAGCCGAAAGAGGGCACUGAGGCGAUCUAUGCAACCAGUUUAGUGACCUUUCUUCUUGGCCAUACCUCGAUCCCGUACAGUAUUGCCGGGCGCCCAGCUGGGUCCGUUUAGCAAGCCGCUCGGUACCUGAAAGAGGAUACCCAGAUGAAGCUGGAUCCUGAGCAGUGGAAGGUUGAGCUCAAAUACUGGUUCUCCGUGGCGCUUGCGAACCUGCAAUUGGAAGUGUUCAAUUCUAUCGAGAAGCCGGCCAACCUAAACACCACACUUUCCUUCAAUACGUGGGA